GAAGGGGCGAGAGGCGGUGCUGCCGGCCCGCGCAGCCGGUUUGGGUUGCAGGAGGCGGACGGGGGAGGAGCGCCGCGGGCGGGCGGGGCGGUUCGGGCGGCCGGGCCAUGCAGGACGCAGAGCCGGCGAGUUGCGGCUGAGACCGGGCUCUACGCACCUAGAGGCAGCUAAUGCCCCUCGCUUUCCCCGCUCCGCCACUGGAGCCGGGCCGCAUCUGGACCGGGCGCCGCGCGGCGGGGCCGACGCCGGGCCACAAUGCUCCUCGGGGCAUCUCUGGUGGGGAUGUUGCUGUUCUCCAGGCUGGUGCUGAAACUGCCCUGGGCCCAAGUGGGGUUCUCCCUUCUGCUCGUCUACCUGGGGUCUGGCGGCUGGCCCUUCAUCCGGAUCUUCAUCAAGACCAUCAGACGCGAUGUCUUUGGCGGCAUGGUGCUCCUGAAAGUGAAGGUAAAAGUCCGGCGGUACCUGCGGGAGCAGAAGACAGUGCCUCUUUUGUUCGCCUCUACGGUUCGCCGCCACCCUGACAAGACGGCCCUGAUCUUCGAGGGCACAGACACCCACUGGACCUUCCGCCAGCUGGACAACUACUCGAGCAGUGUGGCCAACUUCCUGCAGACCCAGGGCCUGGCCUCGGGUGAUGUGGCUGCCCUCUUCAUGGAGAACCGCAAUGAGUUUGUGGGCCUGUGGCUGGGCAUGGCCAAGUUGGGCGUGGAGGCGGCACUCAUCAACACCAACCUCCGCCGGGAUGCCCUGUGCCAAUGCCUGACCACCUCCCAGGCCCGGGCCCUCAUCUUUGGCAGCGAGAUGGCCCCAGCUGUCUUUGAGAUCCAUGCCAGCCUGGACCCCUCACUCCUCCUCUUCUGCUCCGGCCCCUGGGAGCCCAGUGCAGUGCCUGCUGGCACAAAGCACCUGGAUCCCCUGUUGGCAGAUGCCCCCAACCACCUUCCCAGUCGCCCUGACAAGGGCUUCACAGAUAAGCUCUUGUACAUCUACACAUCGGGCACCACAGGGCUGCCCAAAGCUGCCAUCGUAGUGCACAGCAGGUAUUACCGCAUGGCUGCCCUGGUCUACUACGGAUUCCGCAUGCAGCCUAACGACAUUGUCUAUAACUGCCUCCCCCUCUACCACUCAGCAGGGAACAUCGUGGGAAUCGGGCAGUGCCUGCUCCACGGCAUGACAGUGGUGAUCCGGAAGAAGUUCUCGGCUUCCCGGUUCUGGGAUGAUUGUAUCAAGUACAACUGCACAAUCGUGCAGUAUAUCGGGGAACUCUGCCGCUACCUCCUGAACCAGCCACCCCGGGAGGCAGAGAACCAGCACCGGGUGCGCAUGGCACUCGGCAACGGCCUGCGGCAGUCCAUCUGGACCGAAUUUUCUAGUCGCUUCCACAUCCCCCAGGUGGCUGAGUUCUAUGGCGCCACUGAGUGUAACUGCAGCCUGGGCAACUUCGACAGCCAGGUGGGAGCCUGUGGCUUCAACAGCCGCAUCCUGUCCUUCGUGUACCCCAUCCGGCUGGUACGUGUCAAUGAGGACACCAUGGAGCUGAUCCGGGGGCCUGAUGGCGUCUGCCUUCCCUGCCAGCCAGGUGAGCCAGGCCAGCUGGUGGGCCGCAUCAUCCAGCAGGACCCCCUGCGGCGCUUCGAUGGCUACCUCAACCAGGGCACCAACAAUAAGAAGAUUGCCAAGGAUGUCUUCCAGAAGGGGGACCAGGCCUACCUCACCGGUGACGUGCUGGUGAUGGACGAGCUGGGCUACCUGUACUUCCGAGACCGCACGGGGGACACGUUUCGCUGGAAAGGUGAGAAUGUGUCCACCACGGAGGUGGAAGGCACGCUCAGCCGCCUGCUGGACAUGGCCGACGUGGCAGUGUAUGGUGUCGAGGUGCCAGGAACUGAGGGCCGGGCCGGAAUGGCUGCUGUGGCCAGCCCCGCUGGCAGCUGUGACCUAGAGCACUUUGCACGGCUCCUGGAGAAGGAGCUGCCCCUAUACGCCCGCCCCAUCUUCCUGCGCUUCCUGCCUGCACAGGAGCUGCACAAAACAGGGACCUUCAAGUUACUGAAGAUGGAUCUGCGGAAGGAGGGCUUUGACCCAGCGGUUGUGAAAGAUCCGCUGUUCUACCUGGACACCCGGAAGUGCCGCUACGUCCCACUGGACGGAGAGGCCUACAGCCGCAUCCAGGCAGGCGAGGAGAAGCUGUGAUUUGCCCCGAAUCCCUCUGAGGGCCAGUGGAGGCUGGACCCAGAGCCCCAGCUCCUACUCCAGAGGGGUCCUGGGCAAUGCCAGACCAAAGCAAGCAGGACCCAGCACCUCGGCUCGAGGUGCUGACCCCCUCCCCCUCAAAACUGCCAAGUGACCCACUGCCACCUCCCCCCGAGGCUUUCUGUGAAAGCCUCAUGUCCACAUAUGUCUUUGAGGCUAGGCGGGGCCUCUGGGCCCCAGGCUGAGACUGACUGGGCCCCUCAGGAUGAUGUCUUAGGUCUGGGCAGGGGGAGGUUGAGGGUUACCAAGGACUUCCCAGAGAGCAGGGAGCUGUACAUGGGACCAGGGCAGAAGCCCCCAGACUCAGGAAGCCAGCAGAGUGGGCAGGAGCAGCAGUGGCCGACAAACAUGUGGCCAAAGAGGAUCCUGGCCCACAAACUGCUCAAGUGUCACUCUGCCCUGCUUCGGCCUGCAGAAGGGCGGACCCCGACCUGCAGCAGGUGGCUUGGACAGAACACCCCCUCCUGUCCUCCUCUCCCUGGGUGGCUGCCUGGCUAUCCCUCAGGCAGCGCCUUUCUGUCUUUGUGGGUCUGUCCAUGUCACCUUCUCCAUCUCAGUCCUGGCCUGGCUAUGAGGAGGGGUGGGGGGCGCUCAGGGGCCAAUAAACUCUGCCUUGACUUCC
Messenger RNA from Equus quagga, 2875 nucleotides. It is a transcript of the gene SLC27A4, whose product is annotated as solute carrier family 27 member 4. Lineage: Eukaryota; Metazoa; Chordata; Mammalia; Perissodactyla; Equidae. The record is from RefSeq and is a predicted model, not a curated record. The transcript has 13 exons. Gene Ontology annotation, cellular component: microvillus; endoplasmic reticulum membrane; plasma membrane. The coding region runs from base 256 to 2193 and encodes 645 amino acids. Gene Ontology annotation, biological process: response to nutrient; long-chain fatty acid import into cell; medium-chain fatty acid transport. Gene Ontology annotation, molecular function: long-chain fatty acid-CoA ligase activity; long-chain fatty acid transmembrane transporter activity.